Messenger RNA from Drosophila ficusphila, 1585 nucleotides. It is a transcript of the gene Ahcy, whose product is annotated as adenosylhomocysteinase. The transcript has 3 exons. The record is from RefSeq and is a predicted model, not a curated record. Gene Ontology annotation, molecular function: adenosylhomocysteinase activity. Bases 121 to 1419 code for a protein of 432 amino acids. Lineage: Eukaryota; Metazoa; Arthropoda; Insecta; Diptera; Drosophilidae. Gene Ontology annotation, biological process: L-methionine cycle. Gene Ontology annotation, cellular component: cytosol.
AAUCCACUCCAGUUGGAAUCUUGUGUUUUGGAUCGAGAUUCAUUAACCGCUGCCCGCGUCUCCAAUUCGGUUGUUUGCGAUUCCAUCUGCUCCAAGUCCAGACUACCAAUCCUUGCAAGAAUGUCGAAGCCCAGCUACAAAGUCGCCGAUAUCAGUCUGGCGGAAUGGGGACGCAAGGCGAUCAUCAUUGCGGAGAACGAGAUGCCCGGCUUGAUGGCCUGCCGCAAGAAGUACGGUCCCUCGAAGAUCCUCAAGGGCGCCCGCAUCACUGGCUGCCUGCACAUGACCGUCCAGACGGCCGUCCUCAUCGAGACCCUCGUCGAACUUGGCGCUCAGGUUCAAUGGUCCAGCUGCAACAUCUUCAGUACCCAGGAUAAUGCUGCGGCGGCGAUCGCUGCCACCGGUGUGCCGGUGUACGCCUGGAAGGGCGAGACGGACGAGGAGUACCUGUGGUGCAUCGAACAGACCUUGGUCUUCCCCGACGGCCAGCCCCUGAACAUGAUCCUCGACGAUGGCGGCGAUCUGACCAAUCUGGUGCACGAGAAAUUCCCCCAAUACCUGAAGGGCAUCAAGGGUCUGAGCGAGGAGACGACCACUGGCGUUCACAAUCUGUACAAGAUGUUCAAGGAGGGUCGCCUGGGCAUACCCGCGAUCAAUGUCAACGAUUCGGUGACCAAGAGCAAGUUCGACAACCUCUACGGUUGCCGGGAGUCGCUGAUCGAUGGCAUCAAGCGCGCCACGGACGUGAUGAUCGCCGGCAAGGUUUGCUGCGUGGCCGGAUACGGCGAUGUGGGCAAGGGCUGUGCCCAGGCGUUGAAGGGAUUCGGCGGCCGUGUUAUCGUCACCGAGAUCGAUCCGAUCAACGCUCUGCAGGCGGCAAUGGAGGGCUACGAGGUGACCACCAUGGAGGAGGCCAGCAAGGAGGCCUCCAUCUUUGUGACUACCACCGGCUGCCGGGACAUCAUUACCGGCGAGCACAUUCUCCAGAUGCCCGACGACGCGAUCGUCUGCAACAUCGGUCACUUCGACAUCGAAAUCGAUGUCGACUGGCUAAACGCGAAUGCCAAGGAGAAGGUGAACGUGAAGCCACAGGUGGAUCGCUACACGAUGCCAAAUGGCAAGCACAUCAUCCUGUUGGCCGAGGGUCGUCUGGUGAAUCUGGGCUGUGCCCACGGCCAUCCCAGCUUCGUGAUGUCCAACUCCUUCACCAACCAGGUGCUCGCCCAGAUCGAGCUGUGGACCAAGUCCGAUAAGUACGCCGUUGGCGUUCACGUCCUGCCCAAGAUCCUCGACGAGGAGGUGGCCGGUCUGCAUCUGGAGAAGCUCGGCGUGAAGCUCACCAAGCUGACGGACAAGCAGGCCAGCUACUUGGGCGUCGCGCAGACUGGUCCCUUCAAGCCCGAUCACUACCGGUACUGAGCACUUGAUCCCGAACCAACCGCCAACCGGUUCCGAACCCGUAACCAAAUCCGAGUCCGAAUCCGAAUCGGACCCACUAGUUAUCUAUUGCUUGCGCAUUUCACUGUUCACCUAGGCUCCAAUAAAAACUCAUCUCACGUACUCUCAGCGAGAGAAAAACCCACAA